Messenger RNA from Aureobasidium vineae, 696 nucleotides. Lineage: Eukaryota; Fungi; Ascomycota; Dothideomycetes; Dothideales; Saccotheciaceae. The record is from the annotation of a GenBank genome assembly.
AUGCAGUUCAAGUCCCUCGCCGUCUUCACCCUCUCUGCUGGAGCCCUCGCUGCUCCCGAGAAGAGACAGGCCACUGAUGCCAACCUUGCCUCCAUCUACCAGGUCCUUCAGACUGCUGUUCCUACCUCGAUCGCCCUUGAGUUCCUGACCAACUCUGCUGGUGUCUUCUCGUCCGUCUCGUCUGAACUGGCCGCCAGCUCGACUCCUUCCUGGAUCGCUGCUCUUCCCACCGAUGUUCAGUCAUACCUUGUCGGUGUUGCCCAGACUCCCUCUGUAGCCAGCUCGGCCGUCGCAAACGCCACUUCGGCUGCUGCUUCCGCCGUCACAACCGCCCCAGUUGUCAUCGCAAGCAACGGCACAGCCGUCGCCAACCAGACUGCUCCCGCUGUCAUCGCAAACAACGGCACAGCCUUCAUCAACGGCACUGUCCCUGCCACCAUUGCACAGAAUGGUACUGCCAUCAUCAACGGUACCACUCUUGGUAAUGGAACCGUCAUCGUCAAUGGCACUGCUAUCGCCAACGGCUCGGCCAUUGUGACCGGAUCUACUUCUCGCUCUGCUGGCUCGUCUUCCUCCACCGGCAGUUCUGGCUCUGGUUCUUCGGGAUCCAGCUCUCGUGGCUCUUCUGGCUCGGCUUCUGGCGCUUCUGGCGCCUCUUCCACUCCACUGGAGGCGCAUCUCUCCCUACUGCUCUUG